Molecule: messenger RNA, 825 nt
Organism: Rhodamnia argentea
Lineage: Eukaryota; Viridiplantae; Streptophyta; Magnoliopsida; Myrtales; Myrtaceae
Exons: 1
Coding region: 102-752 (216 amino acids)
Source: RefSeq, a predicted model, not a curated record
CCCUCCUCCUCAACCUAAACCCCAAAAACAAAAACAGAAAAAGACGAAAAAACCCCUCUCUCUCUCUCUCUCUCUCUCUCUCUCUCUCUCUCUCUCUCAUAAUGGAGAUGGAGCCGAGGACGCCGGAGGUGGCGAAGAAGCUGUGGAGCGUCGUACGGGCGGUGGUGUUCAUGAUGAGGAAGGGCUUGUUCUCCAAGAGCAAGCUGAUGAUGGACCUCCACGUCAUGCUCAAGCGCGGCAAGCUCGCCGGCAAGGCCAUAGGCAACCUCAUGCUCCAACACUACUCGGCCUUCACCUGCCGCUCCGACGACGACGUCGCCUGCGUCUCCGCCUCCUUGGCUUCCCGCGAGUACGAGUUCAGCUGCAGCAACACCCCCGCCAACAACUCCUUCUUCCACAAGCGCGGCAAGCACCACCGCCGCCACCACCACCACACCCACGGCCACCGCCGCCACCUCGGGCGCUACAACGACGCGGGGGCCAUCAGCGCCGUCCAGAAGGUGCUCGAGAUGCUAAACAGCGCCGACGUCGUGGAGGCGUCGCCCAUGCUGCUGCCGGGGUUCGGGAAGAGCCCCGCGGUGAGGCAGCUGAGGAUCACGGACUCGCCGUUCCCGCUGAAGGACGACGACGGAGACGACGGCAAGGUCGACGUGGCGGCCGAGGAGUUCAUCCGGAAGUUCUACACGGACCUGAAGCUGCAGAAAACCAUGGCCCCGGUGGAGUCCCCGUAUCAUUAUGGCGUGUGGGGUUGAGCGAUGAUGAUGGGAUGCGACGACGUUUUCCGACAUGGCGGGCUUUUUCUUCCUGGCGGUCGUGAAUCUGGAG